AUGUUUUCUCGGAUCGCAACAUCUACAGCAAAGCGUUCAGUACGUCAAUUUGCUAAACCAACUGUUCAGGCUAGAUUUGCUUCAACCAAGCCUUCAGUAAAUCAACAUCCUUUACAGUUCGGUUUAGUAACAGGAGGUAUUGUGGGUCUCACAGCUGCUGCCUAUAUGUAUACAGAAGCCUCCGCGAAUAUGGCUGAUGAAGGUCUUCAUGCCCCUCAUUAUCCUUGGCCUCAUAGUGGUCCUCUUUCUACCUAUGAUCACGCCUCUAUCCGUCGUGGUUAUCAAGUUUACAGAGAAGUUUGUUCAGCUUGUCACUCACUUGACCGUAUUGCUUGGAGAAACUUGAUUGGCGUUUCUCACACUGAAGAAGAAGUGAAAGCUAUGGCCGAAGAAUUUGAAUAUCAAGAUGGACCCGAUGAAAAUGGCGAAAUGUUUAUGAGACCUGGCAAGCCUUCAGACUAUAUGCCCAAGCCCUAUCCCAAUGAAGAAGCUGCUCGUGCUGGUAAUGCUGGUGCUUUGCCUCCAGAUCUCUCCUUGAUCACCAAAGCUCGUCAUGGUGGAGAGGACUAUGUGUUUGCUCUUCUCACAGGUUAUGUUGAUCCUCCAGGAGGUGUUGAAGUCCGUGAAGGUUUGAACUAUAACCCCUACUUCCCUGGUGGUGCCAUUGCUAUGGCCCGUACACUUUUCGAUGGUGUUGUUGAAUAUGAAGAUGGUACACCCGCUACCACUUCUCAGAUGGCUAAGGAUGUGUGUACUUUCCUUGCUUGGUCCGCUGAGCCUGAGCAUGAUGAACGUAAAAAGAUGGGUAUGAAGGCUGUCAUCAUCUUGACAGGUUUAACAGCUUUAUCUAUCUAUCUCAAGAGAUUCAAGUGGGCUCCUCUUAAAUCUAGAAAGAUUGUAUACAACCCUCCCAGAGACAUCAAAUAA
This is a messenger RNA of Mycotypha africana, 927 nucleotides long. Its product is annotated as cytochrome C1 family-domain-containing protein. Gene Ontology annotation, molecular function: electron transfer activity; heme binding. The transcript has 7 exons. Bases 1 to 927 code for a protein of 308 amino acids. Gene Ontology annotation, biological process: mitochondrial electron transport, ubiquinol to cytochrome c. The record is from RefSeq and is a predicted model, not a curated record. NCBI's taxonomy places the organism in Eukaryota, Fungi, Mucoromycota, Mucoromycetes, Mucorales, Mycotyphaceae.